CAGAUUUAAGUUGAAUUACCAAACUUUUUUAUUUGAAUCGUAUUUUUUUCCUCAGAUAAAGUCCAAUAAGAAUGGAUUGCAAAUGUAAUUGUUAUCCCUUAUCUACAUGGGUGCAAUCAGCAAUGGAAGUAUGAGUGAUACACUCACUGAUUCACUAGUCACUACUAGCUACCACGUGCUAUUGACGUGCGUAAGCAGUGCAUUCAAAUUAGAGCGUGUGAGUUACGUGCCAUGUAUUCAACUCACAAGUCACACCUGACAUCGCUGUACACUCUACCGUUCUUCUCAGUUGAACCGUUAGACGGCAAAAAGCAAUAUUAGUAAGAGAUAACUUGGAGAUCGAAAGGAUUCGGUUGUUUCCCAGGUAUGAAUGCACAAGUUUUAUCAAUUUUUACGGAGAACCCUAGAUUUAUUUGUUCAUUUUUCUUGCUGGAAUAGGUUUUUCUGUUUAAAUUUGUCAAAAAUUAUGUUUUAGGGUUUCGAAUUUUCUGUACUAUAAAUUUUUGAAGUUGAAGAUGGUUUGAAAUUAAAGUUUAGGUUUUUCUGGGUAAUGGCAACUGGGAUUGCUGGGGAUGAUGGUUGCAGUAUUGGUGGUACUUUAAAGGAUAGGAAAAAUUGGGCUGAUAGCAAAGUUUACUCUAGGAAAUCUGUCAAAGGGUUGAAAACUCUAGAAAAUUCACAUAAUUUAGAGCUUGAUUCUAGCAAGGAGCUUGGUUUUAAUAGGUUUGAGGUUACUUCUGAGGAUUCUUCAUCCCGGAAUCGUUUGAGUCAACAGUUGAGAAACGGUAUGAGUUAUUCUCAGGUGGGAAACCGGGUUUCGAUCAGUUUGGUGUAUAAGACAAAGAAGGAGAAACGUGAACUUAGGAAAAAGCUUGAGGAUGAGCUAAAUUUGGUUAGGAGCUUGGUUAAGAAGCUCGAACGUAGUGGUAACAGUUUAAGGUCUUUGGAAGAAGAUGGUAAUAAUGAUGUGGUGAAGUUAAAAAGAGUUCACUCUGAGGUUGGUUCUGUGGGGUGGAAUGAUGGUAGGCUAAUUGAUCAGUUGAGUAUUACUGUGCCUGAACUUGGUCAAGGUGCUAGUGAAAAUAUGGACAAAGAUAAGAGGACCCCUAAAGCUAAUCAGUUCUAUCAGAGUUCGGAUUUUAUUCUUGGUAAGGAAAAAAUCCCACCUACAGAACCAAACAAGAAGUCAAAGGUUAUGGGGAAGAAGAAUGGGGUCUCGGGAUCUGGAAUUGGGAUGAGCAACUCAUCGAGUAAGGUUUUUAAGAGCUGUAUUUUAUUGCUUGAUAAGUUAAUGAAACACAAGCAUGGAUGGGUGUUUAACACCCCUGUUGAUGUGAAAGCCCUUGGAUUACAUGAUUAUUUUACAAUUAUUAAACACCCAAUGGAUUUGGGUACUGUUAAGACUAGGUUAAAUACCAAUUGGUACAAAUCUCCUAAGGAAUUUGCUGAGGAUGUAAGACUCACUUUCCACAAUGCAAUGACAUAUAAUCCCAAGGGGCAUGAUGUCCAUAUAAUGGCAGAUAUACUCUCUAAAAUUUUUGAGGAGAAGUGGAGCAGUAUAGAGGCGGAAUAUACGCACGAGAUGAAAGCUUCGGCAGACUAUGAAGCUAGUCUUUUGACUCCAACAUCAAGAAAGGCUCCACCUGCUCCAACAUUGCUGCCUGCUCGUGUUGAUAUGACUAAGACACUGGAUGGAUCAGAAUCUAUGGUUACUCCUGCUGUGAAACCAAAAAAUCCAAAUUCUGCACCAAUAGGCAGGCCCACUGUUCCUAAGAAGCCAAAGGCAAAAGACCCUAAUAAGAGAGACAUGACAUAUGCGGAGAAGCAGAAGCUUAGCAAUGACCUGCAGAAUUUACCCUCGGAGAAGCUUGAUAAUGUUGUCCACAUAAUUCGGAAAAGGAAUCCAUCACUCUGUCAAAACGACGAUGAGAUAGAGGUGGACAUUGAUAGUGUUGACACUGAGACUCUUUGGGAGCUGGAUAGAUUUGUGAUGAACUUUAAGAAGAGUUUAAGCAAGAUGAAGAGAGCUGAGCUAGCCCAGGUUAGAGAGGAUACUGAGCCAAAUGCGGAGGAUGAGGCACCAUUAAUCCUGGAACAACCAAAGGAAAACAUAGAUGCUGAAGAGAAAAAUGACCCUUUAUUGCCUCCAACUCAAAGUGAAAAGAAAGCUGGCAAGCCGAGCCUUUCAAAUAGUUCAAAAAGCUCUGGCAGUGAUUCUGGAUCUUCAUCUAGUGAAUCCGACAGUGAUAAUUCAUCCAUCUAAGUGUCAUAAACAACAAAUAUCAUGGGAUAUGAGCUUCGAUUUGGGUUUAUGGGUUUUGCUUUAGAUGCGAAUCGUGUUAUGGUGGUGGUUGUACUUGUUGUACAGUUAUUCGGACUAUUCUUGACCUAUCUCAGUAUCAUGCUGGACUCGUAUGAAGUGUCGAAGUCUGAUGCAAAAGGUGUACGACUCGGCCUGCGUAGGAUAUAUUUGUUGCAAGAAUGUUAAUGGUUAGUUAUGUGAUUAGUGUUAGCCUUUGUUAUAGUGUAUAUUGCUAACUGGUAUGACCUGUUUCUAGUUUCAGACAAGUUAGAUGUGAAGUGUUUGUUAGCUGAUGUAAUUUGUUGUAUUGUAGUUAAAUGAAACAUGUAAUGUCCAUGGUAAUGGUAUGAUUGUAGAACUAUGUUUAGGCGUGUUCAUGACCGGGUACCCGGGUAGUCGGGCAAUUAUUUGAAUGGCCUAUGUCCCGACUUGAAUUAUCUGGAUUCCUGUUAGACCUGUUUAAAA
This is a messenger RNA of Amaranthus tricolor (Joseph's coat), 2767 nucleotides long. Its product is annotated as transcription factor GTE4-like. NCBI's taxonomy places the organism in Eukaryota, Viridiplantae, Streptophyta, Magnoliopsida, Caryophyllales, Amaranthaceae. Gene Ontology annotation, molecular function: protein binding. The record is from RefSeq and is a predicted model, not a curated record. Bases 551 to 2263 code for a protein of 570 amino acids. The transcript has 5 exons.